Molecule: messenger RNA, 587 nt
Organism: Culex quinquefasciatus (southern house mosquito)
Lineage: Eukaryota; Metazoa; Arthropoda; Insecta; Diptera; Culicidae
Gene: Dim1
Product: thioredoxin-like protein 4A
Exons: 2
Coding region: 122-550 (142 amino acids)
Biological process (GO): mRNA splicing, via spliceosome
Cellular component (GO): spliceosomal complex; U4/U6 x U5 tri-snRNP complex; U5 snRNP
Source: RefSeq, a predicted model, not a curated record
CAGCGCGAUUGUUUACAAACGUUUUUAAUUCGAGAAAUUUCCUCACAAACUACGAUCUCGAUUCAUGAGUGAAAAGUUAAUUUUAAUUUAAUCCAAAGCAGCCAAAAAUCUCCCAGUCAAAAUGUCGUACAUGCUGGCACAUUUACACAACGGAUGGCAGGUGGACCAAGCCAUCCUUUCCGAGGAGGAUCGCGUUGUGGUGAUCCGCUUCGGCCACGAUUGGGACCCGACCUGCAUGAAGAUGGACGAGGUGCUGUACAGCAUCGCGGAGAAGGUGAAAAACUUUGCCGUCAUCUACCUGGUGGACAUUACGGCGGUGCCAGACUUCAACAAAAUGUACGAAUUGUACGACCCGUGUACGGUGAUGUUCUUCUUCCGGAAUAAGCACAUUAUGAUUGAUUUGGGCACGGGUAACAACAACAAGAUCAACUGGCCGCUGGAGGACAAACAGGAAAUGAUCGACAUCGUGGAGACGGUCUACCGGGGGGCGCGCAAGGGCCGGGGUUUGGUGGUUUCACCGAAGGAUUAUUCGACAAAGUACAGAUAUUAAGGGAACUCUUCGACUUAAGUAAUAAAUAUUUUAAUUU